This is a messenger RNA of Haliotis rufescens (red abalone), 3081 nucleotides long. Its product is annotated as KAT8 regulatory NSL complex subunit 2-like. The record is from RefSeq and is a predicted model, not a curated record. The coding region runs from base 404 to 1768 and encodes 454 amino acids. Gene Ontology annotation, cellular component: NSL complex. NCBI's taxonomy places the organism in Eukaryota, Metazoa, Mollusca, Gastropoda, Lepetellida, Haliotidae. The transcript is spliced from 9 exons.
UCUGUUCCGAAAGAAGGACACUGUCAAUCUGUGGUGCAAUAUUUCCAAGUAUACAGUUUGAGUUCCCAGGAAUAAUAUCUGUGAUCAUUAACAGAACACAACAGAAACAGUCAGGUAGACACUCAUAUCCAUGUUACAGCCGAAUGUAUUCAUUAUUGCCGCUGAAGGCGAAUUGAACGUUGUUGAAGGUAUUCAGUGUAGAGCUCGGCCCGCGCCAUGUUCAUCCGGCCAUUGAACAUGGCGAUGUGUUAUGAACGAGGAGGUAUCCCACCAUACAUUGCUGUCGUGACCUCAUUUGGACUGGCGCCAUAUUUGAUGGGAUCGUCAUGUUAUCGUUGCAUAAUGCAUUGUGCUUUUUGGCUGUCACUGUAGCGGUACCUCGCGGACUGAAAACAGCUGAUAUAUGUUUGAAGUUAAAAGACAGUUUCCUGUAGCCAUGAUGCGAGGUAGAGUCCAAGCUCUCCGUGGUGUCAAGGGGAGGCUGCCAGCCGAAGGGCUGUUCUGCAACUACAGCCACAGGACAUGCAUGCAGAACCGUCUCAAAGACUCGGAAUACUGCCUCAAGCAUAUCCUUGAAGAUAAAAACAGUCCCUUCAAACAGUGCAGUUUUGUGUCUGGGAAGAACGGCAAGAGAUGCCCUAAUGCUGCACCCAAGUCUGACCGCAAGGAAGGCUACUGUCACGAUCAUGCUAAGAAGGCAGCCAUCUUGAGACAGAGAGCUCAGCGUAAGAAGAAGCCUAGAGAAACAUCGGAGAGUCUGUUAGAAGAAUUAGCCCAGCACCAUGGCCCUGCAGCCACAGUGGUUGAGCCAGCUGUGCCAGACCCACGCAAGUCACGGCUGCCCUCCGAUAGCCUUGCAAACAAGGUCCUAGAUUAUGCCAGUUCAAGUGAUUCUGAGACAGAGUCGCCUCUAGUGGACCAAGCAUGGCGAGGUGAUGGAGAUAGCGAUGCAGAGAGUAUCGACAGCGAACAGGAAGACCCACUCAAACAUGCAGGUGUAUACACAGCAGAGGAGGCAACCCUGAUCCUGCGAGACAAGCUGAUACGGCUCCAGUCCCUGUACAUCGACCAGUUCAAGCGCCUCCAACAUGUCCUCAAAGAAAAGAGACGGAAGUAUCUGCACACUCACAAGCAGGAAAGGGAGACGUUAGGUAGUAUAAAGGCGUACAAGACAGACCCUGAACAGAAGGAGAAGUACCUCAAGCUGAAGGCUCUCAAGAGAUACCACAAGCGAUAUGGCAAGGAGGCUUUACUGCAUCGUAGCUGCAAGCAGAGGAGAAUUGCUGUGUCGGAGGGCAACCACUACAGGCCUCCAUCUUAUGCUAAAUGCAUCCAAUUGGAUAAAUCAGGAGUGAGGUGCAGUGCCCGAACACUGCCCCUCUCCAAAUACUGCAUUGUUCACAUCUUGAAUGACCCAAGCCAAGUAUUGUACCAGCCAUGCCGCUUUGAAAAUGGCAAGUGUGGUCAGCCAGUAGCCCCAUGCACAGAUGCUGUGUUCUGUGUGCUCCACACCCCUCUGCAGGAAGCUGAGUGCCGUAUACCACUGACAGCAAGCCAGGAAUCAGAAAGUGUGGUGGUCACUGACGAGAAGCAGGCCAUGGAGAGGGACAAAUCAGAAGGUGUUGCUGCCCCCUCCAGGGCCACAAACCUGGAGUCCAUGUUGCGGAAGACUGAGACAGUUGUGACACAGACCCCUCCAACCCCAAGCUAUGACCGUAGGGUGGAGGAAGCAGGGGAUCUGGGACAGGAGGCAAUGGAUACCAGUUGAUCGUUGACACUAGCUCAAAUAUAAUGCAGUGGAAGCUUUCAAUCUAAAGAGAAUUUUUGACAGAAUGUCUUCGGUCAGCCUGCAUAUGUGACGAAUGCCGUCUGUUGGUCAGCCUUCAUGUGUGACGAAUGACGUCUGUUGGUCAGCCUUCAUGUGUGACGAAUGCCGUCUGUUGGUCAGCCUUCAUGUGUGACGAAUGCCGCUGUCGGUUGGUCAGCCUUCAUGUAUGACAAAUGCAGCUGUCCGUUGGUCAGCCUGCCUGUGUGACGAAUGCCGCUCUCUGUUGGUCAGCCUGCAUGUGUGACGAAUGCCGCUGACUGUUGGUCAGCCUGUAUGUGUGACGAAUGCCGUCUGUUGGUCAGCCUGCAUGUGUGACGAAUGCCGCUGUCUGUUGGUCAGCCUUCAUGUGUGACAAAUGCAGCUGUCUGUUGGUCAGCCUGCAUGUGUGACGAAUGCCGCUGUCUGUUGGUCAGCCUUCAUGUGUGACAAAUGCAGCUGUCUGUUGGUCAGCCUGCAUGUGUGACGAAUGCCGUCUGUUGGUCAGCCUUCAUGUGUGACGAAUGCCGCUGUCUGUUGGUCAGCCUGCAUGUGUGACGAAUGCCGCUGUCUGUUGGUCAGCCUGCAUGUGUGACGAAUGCCACUGUCUGUUGGUCAGCCUGCAUGUGUGACGAAUGCUGCUGUCUGUUGGUCAGCCUGCAUGUGUGACGAAUGCCGCUGUCUGUUGGUCAGCCUGCAUAUGUGACGAAUGCGGUCUGUUGGUCAGCCUGCAUGUGUGACGAAUGCCGUCUGUUGGUCAGCCUUCAUGUGUGACGAAUGCCGUCUGUUGGUCAGCCUUCAUGUGUGACGAAUGCCGUCUGUUGGUCAGCCUUCAUGUAUGACGAAUGCCGUCUGUUGGUCAGCCUUCAUGUAUGACGAAUGCCGUCUGUUGGUCAGCCUGCAUGUGUGACGAAUGCCGUCUGUUGGUCAGCCUUCAUGUGUGACGAAUGCCGCUGUCUGUUGGUCAGCCUGCAUGCGUGUCAGGGGCUGACACAGGAUGCCAGUCACAUGUGAACAGAAUAUUCGUCUGAAAUUGCACCCAGUGAAUCUAGUCCUUCCAGUAUAUGCUGUAAUGACAAAUAAUGUGAUGCAUUUAUACACUGAUUUCACACUGUUUGCAAGGGAAUGGGCUGUCCAUGAUUGUUGACCUAUCCGAAAACAAAGCAAUCUCACAUGAUCCUUGUUUUUUUGCGUGUGUGAAUGGUGAACAAUAUUAAUACAAGCCUUUGUUUGUACUUCCUAGAGCGAUCUUGGAUCAAUAAAUUAUGUCAAAACCA